UACCACUCUGAAUUUUACAUUUAACAAUCUUGAAGACAGAUAUCACUAGACUUUUUGUUUUUUUAAAUAAUUGUAGGUGGCCCUGAAGCUUGUGGGAUUACACUAAAUACAAGUUAUGCUGUAAACGAGGGUAAACAGUUAUCUGUUACCACCGAAGUUUGUGGAAAUCCAAAACCUGUUUUAACUUGGAAAUUACAAAAAGAAUUAGAGUAUUCAUACUCUAACGAAGUUGUGACAGUGAAUAUCUCAAUCAUGCGCUACAGAUAUGUUUAUAAAACUCGACGUCUCGUGACACGUGAAGAUUGUGGAACAAAGCUAGUUUUCAAUGCGUCUGGUGCGAAUGGAAUGAUGAAGGGAGAGACACUAAUAGACGUAACAUGUAAUAACAACUUAUUUUCUUUCACUGACUUUGUUUUUGAAAAUUUAUAAAAUCAUUUUAAAACUUUUAGUUUCUCCUCAAGAAAUCCAAAAUGCAAUAUUUUACAAAGAUAAUGAUUGUAUAAAUGGUAUAUGGACACGUGAAGCAACUGGCAAUUGUGCGCUUAAUUAUCAUUUACAAUUUGAAGGAGGAAAAUAUAUUUUAAUACAACUCAUACAUACUACGCUGUGUGUAAUGUUUUAAAUGCUUCAUAUGUAUUUAUUUGGGCGUCAUACAAAAACAAAUACGGCGAGAAGAUAAAAAUCAGUGCUAGUUUAAAAACUCCUGCACCUACAAAUGCUACCGAUCCUUGCACAUGUCCAAAACUGUUGCAUGGUAUAUGCCAAUUUUAUAGCCGAUGUUAUUUUGACACUUGUGUCAAUACAGCAUUGGUACUUACUUUGUUUUUUGUGUGAAUUUCUUUUGCUAAAAGUCAUUGUGUUGAUUUUAGUCAAAAGAUUGGAUACGAAGAAAUUAGUUUUAGCAAUAAUUAUAGCGCUUGUGGUCACGCAAGUAGCCAAUAUAUGCAUUUAUGGAGUUGUGAAAUACAGAGGUGCUGAGACUAACUGCAAAAAUAAGCAAAGCGUAAAAAAGGACGACGAAAACGAAGAUAGACAAGAGUACGAAGUAUUUCCUACAACUGAAUCUCAUUAUACAGGUCUUCAAUUGGAAGCAAGAAAAGAAAUUGUUUAUGCCGAUUUGUCACCACCAACAGUCAAUAACUAUUCGGAAAUUGGAACAGAAAGAAGGUCAAAACAAUUUUAGCACACUGUGUUGUUCUUUAGAAGCACAUUUCCAUGUCUUUUUUAAACAAAUUUUACGUCCUUUUCGUCAACAAAGGCACCGAUUCCUGUCCAAUUUUAUUGAUCUUCGUAAUGCAAAAAGAGAAUAAAUAAAUUAUCAUCAGAAGAGUUAACGUAACUCUAAAAAGAUAUAUGGACGUCUUAUUGUCAUUAUAGCCUAGUUUGACUAUUUU
Molecule: messenger RNA, 1394 nt
Organism: Hydractinia symbiolongicarpus
Lineage: Eukaryota; Metazoa; Cnidaria; Hydrozoa; Anthoathecata; Hydractiniidae
Exons: 2
Coding region: 716-1183 (155 amino acids)
Source: RefSeq, a predicted model, not a curated record